UUGCCCCGAUAAAAUAUGGCAGAAAGCGUGCUCAUCUCCAAGGGAACAUCACGUAAUUAGUCAAGGCGUAAUAUUGCGCACGCGUGGAAGCGCACGUCGCCGGAAGUGAUGUGCCCUUAGUAAAGCGGCUGGUUUAGCACGCGUGCGUAACAGGCUCUUCCGUCAGCUGUGUUGUGGAAAUGGUGGAGAAGAAAACUUCGGUUCGCUCCCAGGACCCUGGACAGCGGCGGGUGCUGGACAGGGCUGCCCGGCAGCGCCGUAUCAACAGGCAGCUUGAGGCCUUGGAGAAUGACAACUUCCAGGAUGACCCCCACGCAGGACUCCCACAGCUUGGCAAGAGACUGCCUCAAUUUGACGAUGAUGCAGACACUGGAAAGAAAAAGAAGAAAACUCGAGGUGAUCAUUUUAAACUUCGCUUCCGGAAAAACUUUCAGGCCUUACUAGAGGAGCAGUCUUCCCCCUUGUAUCUGCAGAACCUGAGUGUGGCCGAGGGCCCCAACUACCUGACAGCUUGUGCGGGACCCCCAUCCCGGCCCCAGCGCCCCUUCUGUGCUGUAUGUGGCUUCCCCUCUCCAUACACCUGCGUCAGCUGUGGCGCCCGGUACUGCACUGUGCGCUGUCUGGGCACCCACCAGGAAACCAGAUGCCUGAAGUGGACGGUGUGAGCCUGGGUGUCCCUGGAAAGGAAGGCCCUCUGUGCAUCAACCUGUCCUCAGAAAGGACAUCAAGGGAAUGAAAGGUGCUCCCCUGGACCAAGAGAGGAACUGUUCACUCACCCAACAAACCUUGUGUCCUAUCCUCCAGAGCAGAUCAGUCUUACUCCCAGGGAUGUGGCAGGGAAGUGGGCCACCCCCCAGGGUACUGUCAUAAUAAAAGGUCUUAUGUGAGGAGG
Messenger RNA from Eptesicus fuscus (big brown bat), 892 nucleotides. It is a transcript of the gene ZNHIT1, whose product is annotated as zinc finger HIT-type containing 1. Gene Ontology annotation, biological process: chromatin remodeling. Gene Ontology annotation, molecular function: nucleosome binding. The record is from RefSeq and is a predicted model, not a curated record. Lineage: Eukaryota; Metazoa; Chordata; Mammalia; Chiroptera; Vespertilionidae. The transcript is spliced from 5 exons. Bases 180 to 665 code for a protein of 161 amino acids. Gene Ontology annotation, cellular component: Swr1 complex.